AUGUCACUGGAACGCGAGAGCGUGGGUGGAGUGCCCGGUGUUGGUGCUAUGAGUGUCGUGGGUCUUCCCAGCUCAGGAGGCUCCUCCUCUGAUCCGCGCUCGCAGCUCCUGCAAGAGAUGAGGGAGCAAAACUUUGACCUUAUAAGAUUUGCAUCAUAUAGAACUGCCUGUAAACUCCGCUAUGUCCAAAAGAAGUGCAACUUACACGUUAUAGAUAUAUGGAAUGUAAUAGAAGCAUUCCGAGAAAAUGCUCUCAACACAUUAGAACCUACUGCUUGUGUGAAUGUCACAAGAUUGGAGACACUUGUUUCAUCACUGUAUCAUAACCUUAACAAGAGAUUGCCACCAGCACACCAGGUGUCUGUGGAAGCAUGUUCAGCAUUAUUGCUAAAUUGGUUACUGUCUGCAUAUAGUACUGGUGAAAAUGUUGGAAAAAUUAGGGUAUUCUCAAUCAAAGUGGCCUUAGCUACAAUGUGUGCUGGUAAAUUAAUGGACAAAUUGAGAUACAUAUUCUCCCAGUUGUCGGACGGCAAUGGUCAUUUACUAAUGAAGAGGCUGUCGGAUUACCUUCGCGAAGUGUUGGCAUUGCCAGCUGCCGUCUACGAGUCUCCAUCCUUUAAUUACACCGAUGCUUUGGCACUUACUAUAUUUAAUCAGCAAAAUGGAAAAAUCACGGUAAAUGAUUUCCUGGACACGUUGAUGUCGGACCCCGGGCCACCUUGUCUUGUCUGGCUGCCUCUACUCCAUCGCAUGGCUAGUGCAGAGAAUGUUGUACACCCCCUGGCAUGCAGUGCGUGUCGACGUGCUUCCCUUACGGGGUUCCGUUACCGCUGUACGCGCUGUGCUAACUACACGAUGUGUCAAGACUGCUUUUGGCGAGGACGAGUGUCGGGAACCCAUACUAACGAACAUGAGGUCAAGGAGUAUGCAGCAUAUAAGUCCCCGUCUAAGCAGAUAGGCGCGACUCUCCGCAAGUCGUUCCGUUGUGUCCCGGAGCGUGCUCGAGCGCAACUACCUCGCUACCCCGACCAACCUGAGCGCACGCUCAAUCUUAGCCAUAUCGUUCCACCGUCGCCGGUGCCGGCACAUAACGGCUUCCCGGAGUACGUCGGAGGGUACGUCAACACUGGAUCACUGGAUUCGCGUUCUUCGAGAUCUACACAUAGAAGCAUAGCGGAGCAUCUAUCUCGUGGCGUGGACGACGAACAUCGGCUCAUAGCGAGAUACGCCGCGAGACUUGCGCAUGAGAACAGGACUAUGCCCCGAGCAGGAAGAUCGGCGUCACUCACUCCAGAAUUAGGUCGUUCGUCUUCGGAAGGUUCCGAGGUGGACGCAGCCAGACAACAGAGAGAGCUUAUCUCACAACUAGAAGCCAAAAACAGGGAAAUAAUGAGAGAGAUUGCCAGACUCCGACGUCAACAAGAAGCGGAAGCAAGUGCAGGUGGCGGAGUUACCUCCGCUCCGCUAGUGUCGGAGUUACGUUUACUGCGACAAAGGAAAGAUGAACUAGAAGGACAUCUGUCCUCGCUACAGGAGUCAAGGAAACAUUUGAUGCAUCAGCUCGAAGGACUCAUGAGGAUGCUGAAGACUCAGCAGUCAUCACCGCGGUCAACUCCGAACUCUUCACCCAGGUCUACUAAGAGUCCGCCAUUACCAGGACAACAACCACAGCCCAGCGCGCCUGAAAGGGAGCCAACCUCAGUACCGCGCGGGACCGUCCGAAGCGCCCCCCAGACUCCUUCGCUAGGGGAGAGGGAACGCAUUGAUAUGUCGCACAGUCUUGGUGGUAUGGAAAGCAUGAAUAGCGAAGGGAGAAACUACCAUCAGAACCAGAGACCUACCACGAUGGGCAUAGACAACCGUAGUCUGCGCAGCGACCUGCUGUACGCGGCGGACUCUGUGACCAACGCUAUGUCGACACUCGUCAGAGAACUCAACUCCGUUGACGAGUAUUUAGAUGACCUAGCUAAAAAGGAAAGAAAUGGUUUGAGAGGAGCGCGAGGUGGUAACAAGUUAUGUGGACGACUCCAAGUAUUCGAGAAGACCCCAGAAGAAAAAGUGAAACAUGAUUAUGCUUAA
Molecule: messenger RNA, 2079 nt
Organism: Arctia plantaginis
Lineage: Eukaryota; Metazoa; Arthropoda; Insecta; Lepidoptera; Erebidae
Source: the annotation of a GenBank genome assembly